Molecule: messenger RNA, 828 nt
Organism: Chondrus crispus (carragheen)
Lineage: Eukaryota; Rhodophyta; Florideophyceae; Gigartinales; Gigartinaceae
Exons: 1
Coding region: 1-828 (275 amino acids)
Biological process (GO): sphingolipid biosynthetic process
Cellular component (GO): endoplasmic reticulum membrane
Molecular function (GO): 3-dehydrosphinganine reductase activity
Source: RefSeq, a predicted model, not a curated record
AUGCAGCCCACCACCCCUCGCCCCACCGCUCUCAUCAUCGGCGGCAGCUCCGGCAUCGGCCUGGCCUGCGCCCGUCUCGCUGUGCGCCGCGGCGUCUCCGUCAUCCUCGCUUCCCGCACUGAGGCCCGUCUCGCCGACGCCCAGCGUCUUCUGCAGGAGCAUGCCGCCAAGGGCGUUGUCGUCGACGUCUGCGUCGUCGACUUAGCCAACUGGGGCGACUUCACCAAAUCUCUCAUCGCACGCAUUCAGAACAUGCCCGACGACGCCAACAUUGUCCAUCUCAUCAAUGCCGCCGGCAUCUUUGCCCCGAAGCCUUUCGUCGAUUGCACGGAAGAAGACUACGAUGUAAGCCCGCCUGAACCUCCUGCACCCACAUCGCUCUUUCCACGAUACGCCACCAUACUCACAAUUUCUUCUCCACCAACCCUAUGCUUCUCUCGCGCAGUCGUACCAAGCCCUCAAUCGCGCCACCUACUUCGCCACACAAGCCGUCGCCAAGCACAUGAUCUCGCGCGGGGCGGGCGGCAGCAUCGUCAACAUUGGCUCCAUGUGGGCCAAGCAGAGCAUCAAGGCCACGCCGAGCUCGGCCUACUCCAUGGCCAAGGCCGCGCUGCACUCCCUCACCCAGACCCUCGCCCUCGAGCUCGCCGACCAUCGCAUCCGCGUCAACGCCGUCGCCCCGGCCGUCGUGCAUACUCCCAUUUACAAGGCCUUCAUCGAAGAGGACAAGGUCGAGGAUACCAUGCGCUCCCUCGACUCCAUGCAUCCCAUCGGCAGGGUCGGCGUGCCCGAGGACGUCGCCAAUGCCGUCGACUUUUUAUUGGAUGA